AGGGAAAGAUCUCCGAUCCAAAUCCAGACCACCAAGAGCGAAAGAAUGGACCACAUGGCAGCAGAGAUCGUUGCCUUUCUUCUCGCAACCUCUGGGUGGAUCUUGGUCUCAUCUACGUUGCCGACCGACUACUGGAAGGUGUCAUCCGUAGAUGGGACGGUGAUCACUACGGCAACCUUCUGGUCAAAUCUGUGGAAGACGUGUGUGACAGAUUCUACAGGAGUGUCCAACUGCAAAGACUUUCCAUCAAUGCUGGCUCUGGAUGCUUAUAUUCAGGUUUGUCGGGGUUUGGUGAUCGCUGCUGUAUGCCUGGGUUUCUUUGGUGCCGCCUUGGCUUUACUAGGAAUGAAGUGUACAAAAAUAGGAGGCUCGGAGGCGACCAAGGCUCGUCUGGCUGUCCUGUCGGGCUUAAGCUUCAUUUUGAGCGGAAUCUCCUGCAUGACUGCAUGUUCCAUAUAUGCUCAUAGGAUCACAACUGACUUCUUUGACCCCUUCUUUGUUGCACAGAAGUUUGAAUUGGGAGCAGCUCUCUUUAUUGGCUGGGCUGGAUCCGUGCUUUGUAUUCUAGGUGGAGCUAUAUUUUGCCUCCCACUGUCCGAAUGCUUUAAACUAAGAGUUAAGUACUGUUACACUGGAGCCCCGUGCAAGACAGCCAACAGCCUGCAAACGGAACCACAGGAGUUGAAGAGACAGUUUGGAAGAAACGCUUAUGUUUAAAACAAACUGGACUUUUAUCUUGUUUUUUU
Molecule: messenger RNA, 746 nt
Organism: Cyprinodon tularosa
Lineage: Eukaryota; Metazoa; Chordata; Actinopteri; Cyprinodontiformes; Cyprinodontidae
Gene: cldn10a
Product: claudin 10a
Exons: 5
Coding region: 46-717 (223 amino acids)
Biological process (GO): bicellular tight junction assembly; cell adhesion
Cellular component (GO): bicellular tight junction; plasma membrane
Molecular function (GO): structural molecule activity
Source: RefSeq, a predicted model, not a curated record